Microcebus murinus (gray mouse lemur) is the source of this 1735-nucleotide messenger RNA. RefSeq names its product synaptotagmin 5 (gene SYT5). The record is from RefSeq and is a predicted model, not a curated record. Gene Ontology annotation, molecular function: calcium-dependent phospholipid binding; SNARE binding; clathrin binding. Gene Ontology annotation, cellular component: exocytic vesicle; dense core granule; axon. Gene Ontology annotation, biological process: synaptic vesicle endocytosis; calcium ion-regulated exocytosis of neurotransmitter. NCBI's taxonomy places the organism in Eukaryota, Metazoa, Chordata, Mammalia, Primates, Cheirogaleidae.
GCCCCCGCCCCGCCGAGCUCCGCGAUCAGCACCCGGGACAGCGCCACCGCCCACGUGCGGGCGGGGCCGGCGCCUCGGUGUCUCGGGAGGUCCCGUUCAGCCGCGGAGCAGUUGGGGGCCUAGGGCGUUUGAGUGCCUCCGCAGACAGGACCGUUGGGUCUCGCUGCCAUGUUUCCGGAGCCUCCGACCCUCGGGCCUCCAGCGUCCGAUGCGCCGCCGGACUCCAGCCGUAUCAGCCACGGCCCAGUGCCCCCCUGGGCCCUGGCCACCAUCGUGCUGGUCUCAGGCCUCCUUGUCUUCAGCUGCUGUUUCUGUCUCUACCGGAAGUGCUGUCGGAGGCGGAUGGGCAAGAAGAGCCAGGCCCAAGCCCAGGUCCACUUUCAGGAAGUGAAGGAGUUGGGCCAGAGUUACAUAGACAAGGUGCAGCCAGAAGUGGAGGAGCUGGAACCAGCACCAUCCGGGCCAGGGCAGCAGGUGACAGACAAGCAUGAGCUAGGACGACUGCAGUACUCACUGGAUUAUGACUUCCAGAGUGGCCAGCUGCUGGUCGGUAUCCUGCAAGCAGAGGGAUUGGCAGCCUUGGAUCUGGGUGGUUCCUCAGACCCCUAUGUGAGGGUCUACCUGCUGCCGGACAAGCGGAGGCGGCACGAAACCAAGGUGCAUCGGCAGACACUGAACCCGCACUUUGGGGAGACCUUCGCCUUCAAGGUCCCCUACGUGGAGCUGGGAGGCAGGGUGCUGGUCAUGGCGGUGUAUGACUUCGACCGCUUCUCCCGCAAUGAUGCCAUCGGGGAGGUGCGCGUCCCCAUGAGCUCGGUGGACUUGGGGCGGCCCGUGCAGGCCUGGCGGGAGCUGCAGGCGGCUCCGCGGGAGAAGCAAGAGAAACUAGGAGACAUCUGCUUCUCCCUCCGCUAUGUCCCCACGGCUGGGAAGCUCACCGUCAUCGUCCUGGAGGCUAAAAACCUGAAGAAGAUGGACGUAGGAGGACUGUCAGAUCCCUAUGUGAAGGUCCACCUGCUGCAGGGCGGGAAGAAGGUGCGGAAGAAGAAAACCACCAUCAAGAAGAACACUCUGAACCCCUAUUACAACGAGGCUUUCAGUUUCGAGGUGCCCUGUGACCAAGUCCAGAAAGUCCAGGUGGAGCUGACCGUGCUGGACUACGACAAGCUGGGCAAGAACGAGGCCAUCGGGAGGGUGGCCGUGGGGGCAGCGGCUGGCGGGGCCGGCCUGCGGCACUGGGCAGACAUGCUGGCCAACCCCCGGCGGCCCAUUGCCCAGUGGCACUCGCUGCGGCCCCCUGACCGGGUGAGGCUGCUGCCCGCGCCCUGAUCCUCACCCCACGCUCCUGGCCAAGCCCGGACUGCUGACCCCAGACUCCUGAGACUGGCCAAAGCCAAGCCCAGUGCUACCCCGAAGGCUUCUCUGACGGCUAGCCCCUCCCCAGUCCCCAACUAUCUGAUCCUUUCCUGCCUUCUCGCCCCCUAUUAUGCCCCCUAUUAUGCCAAUCGUGACAACUUUCUAACAACACCUCCCCUGCGAUGCACAUACCCAGAAGCCCCAGGGACCCGUGGUUGGGGGAGGGGAAGCAGUCUGGUUCCGCCCCAGGGUCCUGCCCUCUGUUCUGACAAUCAGCGUUCCCAGUGUACUGUCCCCUUCACUCCCAAAGCCGCUGUCCCCACACAGCCUGAUCCCUGCCCCGCUGCUGGGGCCAAAUAAAUGUUCAGCAGCUCUGGUG